CAGGGAGCGGCAGCGCGGCGCAGCCCGGCCUCCGGCACAGCCCGGGGUGCCCGGCCGGGCCAGGCAGCGGCACCCGGGCCAUGGGCAACGACCGCUGGAAGGACGUGGGCGGCGCGGCGCCGCUCGAGCCCGGCCAGCAGGACAAGGCGCAGAGGAUGAGCUGCGGUUACAUCCUGUGCACGGUCCUCCUGUCCGUGGCCGUCCUCCUGGCUGUCACGGUGACCGGCGCCAUCCUCUUCAUGAACCACUACCACACACCCGUCACCGAAUCCCCGCCCAUCAUCAGCACCAACCCCGAUGAGGCCAAUGCCCUGGUCACCAUCGAGAAGGCCGACAGCUCCCGCAUCAACAUCUUCAUCGACCCCAACUGCCCGGACCAGGCCAGCAGCCUCACACGCCUGGAAGGCCUCCAGUCCUCCAUGCUGCGAGCCGUGACGGACCACAGCGCUGAGAUGAAGUCGUCCAAGGGGCAGGAGAGGGCUCUGCUGGCCUCUCUGGCAGACGAGGUGGCCAAGCUCCUCACCCACACCACCCAGCUGAGAGCCGACAGCGACAACCUGAGGAAGGGGCACAGCGCCAUGGGGCAGGAGCUCAGCGCCCUGCAGAAUGAGCAGGGGCGGCUGAUACAGCUGCUCUCGGAGAGCCAGACCAACAUGGCGCGGCUGGUGAGCUCGGUCAGCGAUGUCCUGGACACCUUGCAGAAGGAUCGUGGCCUGGCCAGGCCUCGGCUCAAGGCUGACUUGCAGCGAGCUCCGGCCAAGGGAGCCCGGCCCCGGGGGUGCUCCAAUGGCUCUCGACCGCGGGACUGCUUUGACAUCUACACGAGCGGACAGCAAGAGGACGGCAUUUACUCGGUCUUCCCCACUCAUUACCCCUCGGGCUUCCAGGUCUACUGCGACAUGACGACGGACGGAGGCGGCUGGACGGUCUUUCAGCGACGCGAGGAUGGCUCUGUGAACUUCUUCCGCGGAUGGGAAGCGUACCGGGAUGGAUUCGGGAAGCUGACAGGAGAGCACUGGCUAGGGCUAAAGAGGCUCCAUGUCCUGACGGUGCAGGCCAACUACGAGCUGCGCAUUGACCUGGAGGACUUCGACAACGGCACAGCCUACGCACACUAUGGUGCAUUCGGCGUGGGUCUCUUCUCCGUGGAUCCUGAGGAGGACGGCUACCCCGUCACCGUCUCCGACUACUCUGGGACAGCAGGAGACUCCUUCCUGAAGCACAACGGGAUGAGGUUCACCACCAAAGACCUGGACAAUGACCACUCGGAGAACAACUGCGCGGCCUUCUACCACGGCGCUUGGUGGUACCGCAACUGCCACACCUCCAACCUCAACGGGCAGUACCUCAAGGGGCACCACAGCUCCUACGCCGAUGGCAUCGAGUGGUCCUCUUGGACGGGCUGGCAGUACUCCCUCAAGUUCACCGAGAUGAAAAUCCGCCCUGCCAGAGAUGAGAAUUAGCCCGAUGGCAGACCCCCGACGGCGAGACCCCACGCCUGCCCUUGCCCCUGUGCUCCCUACCCCGCCACUCAGUAUCGUCUUGUCCGUGAGUCAGGGGCUGCCGAGGUGAGCGCCCCCCACCAGCCUGGUAACGUCCCGCUCCGGUCCCCCCCGCGGCAGGGGACGCGCUGCGUGCCAGGACAGCGUCCGGCUAGCCUCGCCCUCUCGAGCUGCGUGACCGCUUCCACGUGAGACAGCUCAAGAGAGGCCGUGUGGCAGCUCCCUGCAGAAGACGGGCAGGUUUCAGCACGGGGCAACCUUGGUGCUCCCUGGACAUGUACACACUCCCCCAAGGGGGAACACCCUCCUGCAUGUGUGACCCCCCUCAGACGGCUUCUCCUGGGGCAGCAGACUGGCCUGGCACAGGCCCUGCCAUGUGCUGACUACACGCGGGAAGGCAGCGGUGCAGAGCCUGCAUGGCGCUCUGCACCUGGCCCCGCUGCACCAGGGCUGCCAUCCCCCGUGCUCUGCAUGGGCACGUGCUCCUGUGGGAGCUGGACAGGGAUACAGCAUGCGGCCCCCUGCUUGCUGGGUGGCAGCUGGGGCCGGCCUGUGCAUUUACUGGCCGUUCUUCACCCACCCGCAGCCUGCACCCCGGGCCAGCCUCUGGCACACCGCCUCAUGCCUGUGAUCCCAAGCAAGCAGAGGCCCAGCCCCUGGCUCCCACAGCACCUCUCCGACGGGCUGGCUGCAUUGGCACCAGCAGCCCACCCAGCAGUCAGCUCCCUGAUGCCAAAGCUGGGUGAGAUCUGUGGCCUGGGCCCUUGCAAAGGAAAGCUGGCACUGCCCGGUCCAGCUGCCAUGGCCGAGAGCUGAAGCAGGCACCGAGGCUGCCGUGGAAGCCCUCGAGGAUACAUCUGGAUCCUUUUGGCUGCCAAGCCUGCAGGGCACGGGGUGACCCCCAGCCCAUCCUCGUGGGGACAACACCUUCGCUGCACAGUGGCUCUCACCUUUCCUGAGCUCCUCCUACGACUGAGCCGCUGCCCAUCACUGCCCAGCUCCUGCUGUGGCCCCGCAGUCUUGUCCGACCAAGAGGAGCCACCCUCCAGCUUGCCCCCCUGCGGAGAGUCAGAGCCUGUCACAUCAUUAAGGUGCUGCAAAACAACAAAAAAAAGUCCCACGGAGCAGGGCUUCAUAUCUGUGGGGCGCUGAUAACCAUACCGCAGCCUCCGCCUGCCAGCCGGGGCCUCACACUGGCCAAGCCAGGCGGCUUGUCCUGGAGGCACUCCAAGAGCCAUUGUCCUCCGAGGCUGGCUCAGCGGAAGAGGAGAGAAAGGCAGGAGGAUGAAGGGCAGCCACGGCGCAGCGCCUGGAAGUCACAGCGAGCGCAGCGGGGCCCUUGCCAAAGAGCCAUUCAGCAGAGCAAGCUGUUCAGCGCGGAGCCCAGAUGUUCCACCGCGGGAUCUCUGCCCAGCUUUCCUGCUACCCGUCCCCCUCCGGCAUUUAGGGUCAGUUUGGCUGGUCGCUCUGCAGGAAGCCACGCUGCAGGUAGAUGUCCAAGCAGCCCCCAGGGCUUGCAAGGAAAGGGCGGGGAGGGGAACCUGGCAGUGAUGCCGCUGCUGAUUGAGAUGCUGAGGAUGGCGCGCUGAGAGCAGGAAAGCGCUGGCCCCAUCUGCUCGCGGGGAAGAGGAUGCAGGUUGGGUCUAAGCUGGAAUUGCUUGCACAGAACUUAGCACCUCUAGAAUGAGGGGUGUGAAAGGGUCGAGCCGCUCCUGUUGUCACCCCAACGCCGCUCCUCCAAGGCCAGGCUGGGACCCAGAUCCCUUGGACUUUGGGCAGUGCCCCAAACACUCCUGGACAGGCCCCAGCUACCCACUGCAUCAUGCAGGCCAGCUGUGCGUAUCACUUCCCUCCUGCCCAGUGCUGGCAGGUGGAGGAGCGCCAGGCCGGCAGAUGGACGUGGAGCCAGGUGUGGGCUCUGAUGUCAGCGAUGGAGACCGUCCCCUGCCGAGGAGAUGGUGCAUGGCAGGACACUGCAGGGAGGAAGACAGCAACUGAAAAGGCUUUUGUAAACUGGCCUGCCAAGGACAGCGGGACGUCACUGCUAGCACAGGUCGCAGGGACUUGGAGGGAGAUACUCUCAUCAUACCUAGGUGCGGGAGGGAGUGGGGAAGGAUGUAGCUUUGGGUUAGAUGUCUGGAGCUUGCCAAGGUCCCAGCCUGUGGGCUGCAUUUGAGAGACCAUCCACGGACCCUCCUCUCACCCCUCUGAACAUUGGGCUUUUAGGAAAGGCCCAGAGCAGGUGCUGCGGUGAUGAGGGAGAGGAGGGUGCGACUGAUGUGGCAGGGACAGCCCAAGCCGCUCGUGCCCCCUGCUCCCCAGACCACAGCCUGCUCCACGCUACAGCACCCAGGGCAAGAGAGACUGUCCCUGCCCUGCCAAGCGUGUGACCCCCCCCCUCCCCUCGCAGACUGAGACUAGGGAAAAGGCAGGCGGUCCCAUCCCCAUCAUACAGCUGGGAACCCAGACAACCCCGAUUUGCCAUGUAGUGACAGUGGAAGAGGAGAAACUGGUGCUUGUCCCCAGCUCAGUCUUGCUUUUUUCUUUUAAAAGUCUCCUUAAAAAAAAUUUAAAUCACAGCAUGUGGGAGCUAGCAGGUCGUCGGCCACGGGACCGUUUGGCUUCCCAGGGACUGCCCCUAAAUAGCACGUGCAGAGAGAGGGGACAGGACCUCUUCUGCACUGGCGAUUACUGUGGUUUUCUCCACCCUGCUGCGUCGAGCCUGAACGUCCGAACUGAGCCAUCGAGGCCUGGCCGGGGUCAUUGACUGCUCUGCUCAGGAGACCGAUCCCCUCAACCGAACCAGCAGCCCUGUGAGUCCUUCUUCCCAUCCCCACCGCUCUACAUGAGACCCUCUCCCUCUUCCUACAGCCACAUGCCAGCUGAGUUAGCAUCACAAAGCAGCACAGCUUGGGGGCUUGGAGGCAAAGGACCCAAGCUGGGGAUUUCUUACCAGUCCUGGAGUUGUUGGGGGGAUGCACCAAUGCCCCCACCAAAGCUACCAGGGAGGCUGGGCCCCCAGGGGAUGAAUUCUGUGACCCUGUUCCCAAUUACAAGCCUUUUAUAGUCCAAUGGGACAGAUUGUGAAUAGUUUUUACAGCCUUUGCCUUCAGGAUGGAAGGAACUCAUUGCUGCAGGUGCCAGCCAGACCGUCAAUGCAGCAAGCCUCAUGCAAGCAUACAGGGUGCUCCCAGCCCCCCACCCCAGCCUGCUUUCCCGGGGGCUGAUCAAGGGGAAAGCUGCAGGCGCAGGGCUCGGUGACAGGGCCUUGUGGCCGUAGCUGUCCCCACAUCACCCCAGACUCCCAAGUCUGUUUUGAAUGGCGCAAGAGGUGCCUAAUCCCAUCGGAGGACGCGGGAUUUACAGGGAUUAGCUCUGAGUGCAUGUCAGUCUGCAGUCCCUUAAAGCAAAGCCUCCCUGCUAUGACACCUGCCCCUGGGAGGAGAAGGGAGGGCAAGACAUGCACAGCCAGUGACACCCGAUGCUGGGAGGGUGAGGGUUGUGCGGCGCAGCCCCUUUGUACCCACCUGGCCUCCUGCCACGCGGCUCCCAGACCUGCAGCACAGCCAACUUCAGGCCCUUCUCCAGCACAGCGAGGCCUCUUGCCCUCUGGGCUUGGUCUCAGGGCCAGGGGGGCUGUGGAUACAACAGUGUGUUGGGCUCCUGGCACACCCAGUUUCAAGCUGGGUACACUGAGGCAGGGUCCUGCAGGCACCUGGUGGCGUGUGGGCAGCAGCAGAGCAGGGCCACGGCUGAGGCAGGCUCGGGUGUGAGCUCCAGGGCGGGUUGUGGAGCAUAGCAGGGCAUCGCUGUCAAGGCUGGGUGUGAUCGCUGGGCCGGCUGUACACGUGGACUUUCGAACUCUUGAAUAAAAGGAACUCGUCGUUAUGUA
Molecule: messenger RNA, 5394 nt
Organism: Alligator mississippiensis (American alligator)
Lineage: Eukaryota; Metazoa; Chordata; Crocodylia; Alligatoridae
Gene: FIBCD1
Product: fibrinogen C domain containing 1
Exons: 7
Coding region: 81-1463 (460 amino acids)
Source: RefSeq, a predicted model, not a curated record